AUGGUACCUGUUCUUUCGGACAUGUACGGUCGCAUCUUCAAUGCGGGUCAGCAGGUACAACAAGAACCGGGUACUCCGGCGAAUGACAAUGCCGAUGAUAAUAACAGUGCGGGCAGCGCACUAGACCGCCAGCGCAGUCUACCGCAGCCGCCGCUGGAGCCAACACUUCCGCCAGGGUGCGUGCCUUUGCUGGAGACGCACGGCUACGCUCAUCGGCGUCACACGCAGCAGCGUCGGGGCCGCAGCACGUCGUUCGCAGGCACCCAGAGCGGUCACUGCACGGCCAUGGGGCGGCAGUCAAGCGAGCCCCCAGCUGUGGGCAGCUCAUCAGGAGACGUGGUGCUGCGGCCCGUGUCGCCGCUGAGGCCUUCGGCGGUGCUGGCGAGGCUGCUGUUGGUGCUGCUGGCGGCGCCGCUGCUGCUGCUGGGACUUCACGCCACGCUGCUUCUGGUGCUGGCCGCCGCGGCGCUGCUGUCGUGCACACACGGCCACUGGCGGCGCGCCGGCGUGCCCCACCACCGCCCACUCCCGCUGGUGGGAAGCCUGGGCCCACUGCUGCUGCACGCCACCUCCCCGCCACACUUGCUGGCCGACCUCCACCUGAACCCUCCUGCGGCCCACCGCGACUGCCCGCUCGUCGGCUUCUACAUCUUCGACAGGCCGGCUCUGCUAGUGCGCGAUCCCGACCUGGUGCGGCAGCUGCUGGUCAAGGACUUCGCUGACUUCCCUGACCGCCACACGGAGGCGCGGCCUGAGGACUCGAUGGGCUGCCUCAACAUGUUCGGCGCGCGUGCUGCGCUCUGGCGGCGGCUGCGCGCGGCCACGUCGCCCGCUUUCACGGGAGCGCGCAUGCGCGGGAUGUUGCCGCAGGUGGACCGGUGCGCAUGUGCGAUGGUACAGCGCCUCCUGGAGACGGGAGCCGGCGGGACGCAGCCCGUCAAGGUUCGGGACGUCGCCAGCAGAUGCAUCACUGACAUACUCACCAGCUGCUUGUUUGGUGUGGAGGGCGGCGCGCUGUCGGGGGAGAGCCGUGGCUGGAACGACGCGGUGCGGGGCGUGUUCGGGUUCUCGCCGCGGCGCGCUCUGGAGGUGCUGUCGGUGUUCGUGGCUCCGCAGCUGCGCCCGCUGCGGCUGUUCGCGCCGAGAUUCUUCGGCGCCGCCCCCGAGAGCUUCUACCGGCACGCCUUCGCGGAGCUCUCCGAGCAUCGGCGAUCGGCGGCGGAAACCGGCAAGCCGGCGCACGUGUUAGACAUGCUGAUGGCGUUCGCUCGCAGAGAGGGCGGUCUGGAGCUGUGCACAGCGCAGGCGUCCAUCCUGGUGACGGCGGGCUCCGAGACGACGGCGACGACGCUGACCUGCUGCCUGUACGAGCUGGCCGCCAACCCGGCGCUGCAGGAGCGCCUGCGGCACGAGGUCAGGGAAGGGCUCGGGCCGCUCCCCUCCUACCAGCAGAUCGCCGCCAUGACCUACCUGCACAUGGUCGUCGCAGAGACGCUGCGCAAGUACCCGGCGCUGCCGUACGUGGAGCGGCGUUGCCGGCGGCCGCGCAGCCUGGACGCGUGCGCAGGUUCGGGUGCGGGGGUUCCCCUGGAGGCGGGCACGCCGCUGUUCGUCUCCACACUAGGCCUGCACCACGACCCGCGCUUCUUCCCGCAGCCCGACCGCUUCGACCCAGAGCGCUUCUCAGAGGACGCCUGCCGCACCCGACACCCCUACUGCUACGCGCCCUUCGGCCACGGACCACGCAGCUGUGUCGGCAUGCGGCUGGGCCUGCUGGCGGUGAAGCUGUGCGUGGCGCGCGUCGUCAGCUCGCUGCGCGUCUCGCUGGCGCCGGACACCCCGCAGCUGCGGACCAGUGCGCUCUCGCUCCUGCUCACCCCAGUGGGAGGCGUGCCGCUGAUCUUCACGCCGCUCCGCGACCAGUCCUGACCGCCUCCAGGAGUCUGCGGCAUCAGCCACACCACCUACACUUUGCGGCGACUGCAGAGCACUCGUGAGGCGUCGCCGACGAUUCCGGCAGCGUCGGUGACAGACUCACCUGGCUCACAGCCCAGGGGAAACCUUUUCUGACUUUCAUAAUUGACAGUACGUCUCAGGAAACUGUGAUCUCCGUUGGUAUAAUGAAUGAGAAACACCGUCUGCAGCAAUAUCUUUGGUUAUCAAUGAUGAUUGGUUUCGAUCUGACUACCGGAUCCUCUUCAGAUCUAAACUGGGAAAAGAAAUAGUAAGGUGUGUUAAUAUGACAGCUGUCUGAGUGUAACACUAUAAAUGAUAUCGAGAAUGAUACUACAAAUAACAAAAAACCACCGCGAAUAUAUUCCUACCUUGCACUACAAGGUGCAGUUUGUCAGUCGUGCAAUGAAUGUAAAAUACAUAAAAGAGACACAAAAAGCAAGGGGGAAGGUUACAUAGUCAGCCACGUGUCAUGAGCACCCUCACACCAUUAAUCAGCACAUUGUUUCAGUGCAAAGAUUAUUCUUACAAUAUAAAAUAAAUUAUUAAAAUCGAAAAUAUUUCAACUUAAUAGAUGUCAAUAUGAAUGAUGCGUUACAAGAUAAAACUAAAAAUACAAAUGUCACUCAAUUUAGUACGGUAUGUGUGUAUCCUAGUGGCCAAUAUGUUCUCCCACACUAUCCUUGCCUAAUCCUUAUAGUGUGCUAUCAUACACUGGCACAGACCGACAGGUAUAGUAUCCCUACUGCUGUCUGGUUUUAAAAGGUUAACGUUUAUGUGCAUAGGAAUUUAUUUGUCUGUACCUGUUAUUGAAUCUGACUGUAACAAUAUUUAUUUAAAGCUUCUGCAACAUG
Messenger RNA from Schistocerca cancellata (South American locust), 2807 nucleotides. RefSeq names its product cytochrome P450 6k1-like. The record is from RefSeq and is a predicted model, not a curated record. Bases 1 to 1929 code for a protein of 642 amino acids. The transcript is spliced from 9 exons. Gene Ontology annotation, molecular function: iron ion binding; oxidoreductase activity, acting on paired donors, with incorporation or reduction of molecular oxygen; monooxygenase activity. Lineage: Eukaryota; Metazoa; Arthropoda; Insecta; Orthoptera; Acrididae. Gene Ontology annotation, biological process: insecticide catabolic process; response to DDT.